Messenger RNA from Fibroporia radiculosa, 495 nucleotides. RefSeq lists its product as uncharacterized. Bases 1 to 495 code for a protein of 164 amino acids. Gene Ontology annotation, cellular component: Golgi apparatus. The transcript has 5 exons. The record is from RefSeq and is a predicted model, not a curated record. Lineage: Eukaryota; Fungi; Basidiomycota; Agaricomycetes; Polyporales; Fibroporiaceae.
AUGGAGGCUCUCAUGCGCGUAACUGAUACCGUCAGGUCUUUCCGGGAGUCUCGAUUGAGUGCUCUCCGGCCAGUCAGCGAGUUUUUUGACCACCACCGUAUUUCAAAACCUGCGGAUAUGAAUACCGCCACUUCAAGAAUCUCAUAUAAUACACGAUACUUUUCCGGCAAUUAUGGUGUUAUUGUCGGCGUCCUCGCUGUCUACGCGCUGAUCACGAACCCACUCCUGCUAAUCUCACUGGGAUUCCUUAUCGGUGGAUUUACAGCAAUCAACAGAUUUGCACCCGAGCCCAUGCAAGUCGGUGACCAUGUUGUGACCCAAAAGUCGCUCUAUACAGGGCUCUUUGUCAUCGGCAUUCCUCUACUGUGGUUCGCAUCCCCUGUUGCCACGUUCUUCUGGUUAGUCGGUGCUUCGUCCGUCCUCAUCUUAGGACAUGCGUCUGUGAUGGAGCCUGGCAUUGAGAGCGAGUACGCGACAGUUGGAGAUGCAGUCUAA